This is a messenger RNA of Medicago truncatula (barrel medic), 2155 nucleotides long. Its product is annotated as BTB/POZ domain and ankyrin repeat-containing protein NPR1. The record is from RefSeq and is a predicted model, not a curated record. Bases 233 to 1987 code for a protein of 584 amino acids. Lineage: Eukaryota; Viridiplantae; Streptophyta; Magnoliopsida; Fabales; Fabaceae. Gene Ontology annotation, molecular function: protein binding. The transcript is spliced from 4 exons. Gene Ontology annotation, cellular component: nucleus; cytoplasm. Gene Ontology annotation, biological process: regulation of jasmonic acid mediated signaling pathway; defense response to bacterium; regulation of salicylic acid mediated signaling pathway.
UUUUUCAGCUUCAAAUCCUAACUCAAAACCACUUACUUAAGCACACAGACACUUCUCGCAUUAAGCAUGUCCCAAUGUCAGACACCCAUAGUACAUCUCUCACGUGUCCACACACACACUCUCUCUCAUCUAGUAGGAGUAUAUAAUUAAAGACCCUUGCUCAUUCCCUUAAUACAUACAUACACUCACUCUUCUUUUUACAACACAUCAUCAUAUAUCUCAUAGUAGUAUAAUGAUGUACUUGAGAAGUGGAUUCUCUGAAUAUUCAAACGAAAUCAGCAACAAUACUAGCAGUGAGUUAUGCUGCACAACAGCACCAAAUUCAACCAUUACUGCUUCACAAGAUGUCAUCACAUUCACACAACCACUCAACCGUCUCUCAGACAAUCUAGCUUCAAUACUAGAUGAUACAGGGUUUGACUUCUUUUCCGACGCAAAGAUCAUCGCCAAAGAUGGUCGAGAAGUUUCCGUGCACCGGUGCAUUUUAUCGGCGAGGAGUAGUUUCUUUAAGGAUGUGUUUAAGGGAAAGAAAGAAACGACGCUGCAACUGAAGGAAGUUGCUAAGGAUUAUGAUGUUGGGUUUGACGCGCUUAACGUUGUUCUGCGUUAUUUGUAUAGUGAGAGAGUUGAGGAUCAUCAUUUGUCUGCUAAAGAUGUUUGUGUUUGUGUGGAUGAUGAUUGUUUACACUUUGGUUGUUGGCCAGUUGUUGAUUUCAUGCUUCAACUUCUCUAUGCUUCCUUCACCUUUCAAAUUUCUGAAUUGCUUGCUCUUUACCAAGAUCAUCUACUAGACAUUCUUGACAAAAUGGCGAUAGAUGACAUGUUGGUGGUUCUUUCUAUAGCAAACAUUUGUGGUAAAACAUGUGAUAAACUACUAAAAAGAUGUACAGAUAUAAUAGUUGAAUCCAAUGUUGAUAUAACCACUCUUGAAAAAUCACUGCCUCAAUCUAUAGUGAAACUAGUAACAUACAAACGCAAACAACUAGGUUUAGACAUGUAUGAAACCGUAAAUCUUCUAGACAAACAUGUCACCAGAAUACAUAGAGCUUUAGAUUCAGAUGAUGUAGAAUUAGUAAGGUUGCUUUUGAAAGAAGGACACACUACUCUAGAUGAGGCUCAUGCACUUCACUAUGCUGUUGCAUAUUGUGAUGUCAAAACCACUACCGAGCUUCUUGAUCUUGGACUUGCUGAUGUAAAUCAUAAAAACCUUAGGGGAUACAGCGUGCUACAUGUUGCUGCUAAGAGAAAAGAACCGAAAAUUAUUGUAUCUUUGUUAACGAAGGGAGCUCAACCUUCUGAACUCACUAUGGAUGGCAGAAAAGCUCUUCAGAUUUCAAAACGUUGUACGAAAGCUGUGGAUUAUUAUAAAUCUACUGAGGAAGGAAAAGUUUCUUCGAAUGAUCGAUUGUGCAUAGAGAUAUUGGAGCAAGCUGAGAGAAGGGAGCCUUUACAUGGGGAGGCAUCUCUUUCUCUUGCUAAGGCAGGGGAUGAUUUGCGUAUGAAAUUGUUGUACCUGGAAAACCGAGUUGGAUUGGCAAAACUUUUGUUUCCCAUGGAAGCAAAGGUUGUGAUGGAUAUCACUCCAAUUGAUGGCACAUCUGAAUUUACUCCAAAUUUGGGUGGUUACCAGAGGACAACUAUGGACUUGAAUGAGGCACCUUUUAAAAUAAAAGAGGAGCAUCUAAUUCGGAUGAAGGCAUUGUCUAGAGCAGUGGAGUUAGGGAAACGGUUCUUCCCUCGUUGCUCGGAAGUGUUGAACAAGAUCAUGGAUGCCGAUGACCUAUCGCAGCUUGCAUGCAUGGGUCAUGACAGUCCUGAAGAUCGACAAGUGAAGCGCAGACGAUACGCGGAGCUACAAGAAGUUCUUAAUAAGGUCUUCCAUGAGGACAAAGAGGAGUUUGAUAAAUCUGGCAUGUCUUCAUCAUCCUCAUCCACGUCAAUAGGAAUGCCAAGGGCUAAUAAUAGUAUGAUAGCCAUGAAUCAUUGAUGAAGAUAAUAAUAAUGUACUCUGAGGUGUAUACUUUCUUUUAUAGUGAUUUCAUUGGUCUUAAAAGGAAUAAAGGUGUGAAAGUUUUUACAUCAUGGAAUCAUUGUUCUGUCAAAAAAAAGAAUCAUCGCUGUUAACUAUAUUUAUUGAAGUGUGUCUUCACAGCCA